Molecule: messenger RNA, 547 nt
Organism: Staurois parvus
Lineage: Eukaryota; Metazoa; Chordata; Amphibia; Anura; Ranidae
Source: the annotation of a GenBank genome assembly
CAGUCAAGGAACCCUUUAAAAUUAUGGACAGUCUUGAGGCACACUUUAAAAAUUAUGGACAGUCUUGAGGCACCCUUUAAAAUUACGGACAGUCCCGAUGCACCCUUUAAAAUUAUGGACAGUCUUGAGUCACCUUUAAAAUUAUGGAUAGUCUUGAGACACCCUUUAAAAUUAUGGACAGUCCCGAUUUGCCCUUUAAAAUUAUGGACAGUCUUGAGUCACCCUUCAUAAUUUUAAAGGACAGUCCCGAUUCACCCUUUAAAAUUAUGGACAGUCUUGAGUCACCCUUUAAAAUUAUGGACAGUCCCGAGGCACUCUUCACAAUUAUGGACAAUCCUGAUUCACCCUUUAAAAUUAUGGACAGUCCCGGGGAACCCUUUAAAAUUAUCCCGGGGAACCCAUGGACAGUCCCGGGGGGACAGUCCCGGGGAACCCUUUAAAAUUAUGGACAGUCCCGAUGCACUCUUUAAAAUUAUGGACAGUCCCGAGGCAUCCCAUUCUAUUCUAAUAGUUUUAUAUAACACAGCAACAUCCACAUAUGUAGAAU